This is a messenger RNA of Cylindrotheca closterium, 603 nucleotides long. The record is from the annotation of a GenBank genome assembly. Lineage: Eukaryota; Bacillariophyta; Bacillariophyceae; Bacillariales; Bacillariaceae.
AUGGCAUCCAUGCUAGGUAUGAACCUCCGAAAAGUGGCUCUAGGGGCCAUGGAAGCACCCCUGGGAAUUCGUGCUGUCCAGAAAAGGGCUUCUUCGUUUCAUAGAAGACUAGAAACCCCGUCACAACGAGGCUUCCCUCCGUUGAUGAUGAGAAAUGGAACUGAUCGACGAUUUAUAAAAACGUCUUCAGCUACCAAGACAACUGUUCCUGAGCCACAGGGUAUUGCUGGAUUCUGGCAACGAUUCAUAGGACCAAAGCCAAUGCCAGAACGAUGGACAGCAGCUUGGUAUCGUGAAGUGACGUUGAUUUGCACGGUUUUUGCUAUCACUGGUUCCUCUACCAUGGUUUUGGUCCGUCCGGCUGUCUCGAAAGGUCUCGCUCUAGAGGGCAGUAUGAAAGAAGGACCAUGGUCGUACCGGAUUUGUUCCAUUGUCAUCAUGACACCAAUAUACGCUACACUGCUCGUAAUGGUUGGAACUCUUUUUGGUCGGCAUCACUAUUUCCGUCACUUCUCGGUCAAGAUGUGGAGUCGGUUCGGAAUCCCACCAGAAAUGUUGGACGCAACCUUUCACGAAACCAAGAAAACCUUUCGAAAGUGGUGA